AGCUAUGUCGUUUUUAUUUUUCAAGGUAUUUUAACAUUUUAGCUAAAUUCUACGAUGUUAUCCUCCAAAAAUACGAUUAUAUAAACAGCAUUUUAGAAAUAAAAAUAUUCCUGCAUUUCCUUUUAUAUUAAACAUUCGGUUCAUGACUGUGAAGAUUCUAAACUAAUCUUACUUAUAAAACAUACUUAAAUUAUACUACAAACUAAACUAUACAAUUUAAUAUUUAGGAAAGUUCAUGGGUUGCAUCUACAAAAUAAAUAUAAAGAAAAAAAUAGGAGAAUGAUCGAUUUAAGAUCCGAGUUUCAUAUUACAAUAAUCUGAAAGAAGUCUAUUCAUAACUUUUAUACAAGCUGUAUAAGUUUCCCAUAUUUUUCUGUUUUUUUUUGUUUCAUAAAAAUAGCAUUUUGGUGUGUUUAAUGUAACUUUACAACUUCUGUAUCUACAUAUAUAAAUUUAUGAAAUUUAUAUUAUAUAUUUCAGGAUUAUUAUUUUUAUUAUUAAAAUGUGUUAAAAUUCAAAACUACCUUCUUCGUGAAACAUAGAGAAACAUAUGCACUAUAAGAAUUCACUUGGGAAUACUCAAGACUUGUCUUGGAACAUGUCCAUCUCUAUAUUGACUUGUGCAUUUACUAUCUAAAUCAGAAGAAGCAUUGUUAAUAGAAAAAAUCGUUGAUUUCAUUAUAUGUGUGUUUAAUGACUAAAUUCGUUCUAAAUGAUGUUUUUCUUUGUUAAAGAAGUCACAACCUAAACAGGCCAAUAUAGUUAACCCGUUUAAAUUGUUAAUUUCAACACAAUUCUUCUCAUAAGAUUAUUAUAAAAACUAAUUAUCAUGUUAUCUCACUUAAAAAAAUAAUUUCUUUGGCUUAAUAAAAAGUUGUUUAGCGUCUAACCAUAUAGAAAACCAAAGUACCAUCAAGACUCUAGAAAUUGAAAAAUUGGAUGCCCAUGGUUUCAAGAGGGAGAGAGAGAGAGAGAUAGCUAUUUAUCUUAGACGGGAGAUUAUUUGAAAACAAUAGUAUUGAAGCAUAACAAAAACGGUAAGACUAUAAACUUGUCUGAUCAGUUUUGUCAUGACUUAAAAAGCCCACUAGUUAUUUGUUUUUAAUGUUGUUUGUCUCAUCGGUUUCAGCUUUGUUUUACUUUUGAAAACAGGUAAUUAAAUUUAGUAUAAAAGUCAAAAGAUGUUUCUUAAGCUUCUUUCCAUUCAAUAUAAAUAGUCAAAGGAUUGUACUAUCUGCUCAUCAAUCAAAACACAAACUCGAUAAAGACUCAUAUAUUUGGAGAAAUCUUUCUUCUUCUUUUUUCCUUAUCUCAUAAUGUCUAUUAAACAUGUUUUUUUCUUUAUGGUGUUUGUCUGUGUUGUAGUCUCUGCCAAUGCUCAACUACCCCAGUUUCCCAUCCCAUUUCCUUUUCCACUCCCAUUCCAACCAAGUCCCGGUAUUCCCGGACUACCUGAUGUAGCAAAAUGUUGGUCUUCAGUGAUGGAUAUUCCAGGAUGCAUUAUAGAGAUUUACACAUCCAUACUCACAGGACAAUUCGGACAUAUAGGUCCUUCCUGUUGCAAAGCAUUUUUGGAAGCCGAAGCCAAUUGCUUACCGAAACUUCCAUUCAACCCACUUUUUCCUCUCAAAGAACAAUGUUCAAGAAUUGCUAAUGCAGCUCCUCCUACCACAAAAUAGGGUUUUACAUUAAUAGAAGUAAUAGCUAUGUCAUUUUUAUUUGUCAAGCUUUUUUAACAUCUUAGCUAAUUUCUACGAUGGUAUCCUCCAAAAAUACAAUUAUAUAAACAACACUUUAGAAAUAAAAGUAUUCCUGCAUUUCCUUUUAUAUUAACCUUGUGUUUCAUGACUGUGAAGAUUCUAAACUAAUCUUACUUAUAAAACAUACUUAAAUUAUACUCCAAACUAAACUAUACAAUUUAAUAUUUGGGAAAGUACAUGGGUUGCAUCUACAAAAUAUAUAUAAAGAAGAACAGAGGAGAAUGAUCGAUUUAAGAUCCGAGUUUCACUUUACAAUAAUCUGAAAGAAGUCUAUUCAUAAUUUUACACAAGCUGUAUAAGUUUCCCAUCUUUUUCUGUUUUUUUUUUGUUUCAUAAAAAGAGCAUUUUUGUGUGUUUUAAUGAAACUUUACUACUCCUGUAUCUACAUAUAUAAAUUUAUGAAAUGUAUAUUAUAUAAUAAAGUAUGAUUAUUUUUAUUAUUAAAAUGUGUGAAAACUCAAAACUACCUUCUUCGUGAAACAUAGAAAAACAUAUGCACUAUAAGAAUUCACUUGUGAAUGCGCAAGACUUGUCUUGGAACAUGUCCAUCUCUAUAUUGACUUGUGCAUUUACUAUCUAAAUCAGAAGAAGCAUAGUUAGUAGAAAAAAUAUUUGAUUUCGUUAUAUGUGUGUUUAAUGACUAAAUUUUUUCUAAAUGAUGUUUUUCUGUGUUAAAGAAGUCACCACCUAAACAAGCCAAUAUAGUUAUCCCGUUUAAAUUGUUAAUUUCAACACAAUUCUACUCACAAGCUUAUUAUAAAAACUAAUUAUCAUGUUAUCUCUCCUAAAAAAUUAAUUUUUUUUGGCUUAAUAAAAAGCUGUUUCGUGUCGACCAUAUAGAAAUCCAAAAUACCAUCAAGACUCUAGAAAUUGGAAGAUUGCAUGCCCAUGGUUUCAAGAGGGAGAGAGAGAGAGUGUGUGUGUGUGUGUGUGAGAGAGAGAGAGCGAGAUAUAGAGAGAUAGAUAUUUGUCCUAGACAGGAGAUUAUUUGAAAACAAUAGUAUUGAAGCAUAACAAAAACAGUAAGACUAUAAACUUGUCUGAUCAGUUUUGUCAUGACUUAAAAAGCCCACCAGUUAUUUGUUUUUAAUGUUGUUUUUCUCAUCGGUUUCAGCUUUGUUUUACUUUUGAAAACAGGUAAAUAAAUUUAGUAUAAAAGUCAAAAGAUGUUUCUUAAGCUUCUUUCCAUUCAAUAUAA
Brassica rapa (field mustard) is the source of this 2958-nucleotide messenger RNA. RefSeq lists its product as uncharacterized. Gene Ontology annotation, cellular component: extracellular region; vesicle. NCBI's taxonomy places the organism in Eukaryota, Viridiplantae, Streptophyta, Magnoliopsida, Brassicales, Brassicaceae. Gene Ontology annotation, biological process: regulation of protein localization to cell surface; regulation of double fertilization forming a zygote and endosperm; double fertilization forming a zygote and endosperm. The record is from RefSeq and is a predicted model, not a curated record.